AUGGAGAUGGAAUCAAACUACUUCAGCAACUAUCCACCGCCCAAAGCGCUGCCACGACAUGAAGCGCUCGCCCGCGCGUUCAUCGAGCUCCAGCUCGAGCACAAGCGGAGAGUGGUCCUAGUGACGAGCGGGGGGACCACAGUUCCGCUCGAAAACCAAACAGUCCGAUUCAUCGACAACUUCUCGGCUGGCACUCGAGGCGCCGCCUCCGCGGAGCAAUUCCUCGAAAACGGCUAUGCAGUCAUCUUCCUGCACCGGCAGUUCUCGCUGCUGCCCUACUCCAGACACUACAGCCACUCGACCAACUGCUUCCUCGACUUUAUGGACGAAGAUGCCACGACCUCCUCCAUCGUCGUGCGCAGCGAAUACCAGCACGCCAUGCGCGACGUGCUGCGGAAAUACCGCUACGCGAAGCAGAAUAACCUACUGCUUGUGCUCCCCUUCACCACGGUGACGGAGUACAUAUUCGAGUUGCGCGCGAUGGCGAACCUGAUGAAGCCCCUAGGCGCGAAUGCAUUGUUCUAUCUCGCGGCGGCCGUGAGCGAUUUCUUCAUUCCGCGCGACCGAAUGGCCGAGCACAAGAUCCAGUCCUCUGAAAUCCCGUCGGACAUAGCCAAGAAACAUGACCAACCCAUCCAAGACGACGACGUGUACACCGGCUACAACGAGUCGGAAGAACAGCAGCAGCAACCAAACAAGUCUAAGAAACUCAUUGUCGACCUCGACCCAGUCCCCAAGUUCCUGCACCGGCUGGUCGACGGCUGGGCGCCAGAGGGCAGCAUGAUCGUCUCGUUCAAGCUAGAGACAGACCCGAACCUGCUCGUGUACAAGGCGCGCGCCUCUCUGCAGCGGUACGCGCAUCACCUCGUGAUUGGGAACCUGCUCUCGACGCGCAAGUGGGAAGUCGUCUUUGUCACGCCUGAGCCGCCGCAUGAGCGCUGGAUACGCGUGCCCAAGUCCAAGAGGAGCAAGUCUAUAUCCGGCGAGCAGAAUCAGAUUGGGCUUGCCGAGGGAAGCAGAAACAAGCAGAAAGAAGAGAAAGAGGAAGAGCAGGCCGGACAAGAUCUUGAUACCGAUCUUGAAAUUGAGUGCAUGAUAAUCCCGAAGCUGGUGCAGUUGCAUACGAAGAGGAUUGAGUUGGUGAAAUAA
Molecule: messenger RNA, 1149 nt
Organism: Talaromyces atroroseus
Lineage: Eukaryota; Fungi; Ascomycota; Eurotiomycetes; Eurotiales; Trichocomaceae
Exons: 2
Coding region: 1-1149 (382 amino acids)
Biological process (GO): coenzyme A biosynthetic process
Cellular component (GO): cytoplasm; nucleus
Molecular function (GO): phosphopantothenate--cysteine ligase activity
Source: RefSeq, a predicted model, not a curated record